AUGGCGUCAACGAAAACACUUGGUCAGCUUUCAUUGAUAGAACAUAGACGAGAACUCAGAUGCAGAGAGCUGAAGGUAAGCGGCAACAAAGAGGCGCUCAUGGAGCGUCUGAAGCAAAGCAUCAUAGAUGAUGAACAGGAUCCGGACACCUAUUUAUUUGAAAUAGAACCCGAUACGGCGGAGAUUUGGAAAUCGAUGAAAGAGCAAAUAAAGGAAGACCUGAAAUUGGUGAAGGAUGAACUUAAAAAUGAAUUAGGUAAUAAACUUAGCUCUAUAGAAUCCGUUGUGUUUGGAUUGAAAAAGGAUAUGGACGAUUACAAACAACAAUUAAGAGAUGAGGUAACUGAGCUCCGGUCGCGGAUGGUAGAGGAUGUCGAUUCUCAAAUUCAAGUAUUACGAAAUGAAAUGAAGGCGGGGCUAGAGAAAAAACAAUAUGCGGGGGCCACGGUGACUGAAAUGAUGGGGAAGACUAAACCGCCGGUGUUUGACGGCUCUGUUUCUUGGUCAGUGUACCGAUUGCAGUUUGAAGCGGCGGCCAAAGUCAACAGAUGGAACACUAAGGCAGAGAAAGCAACUGUCAGGUUUAGGAUUUAUUUGCGUUUUCAACUAGCUGUAUACUGUUAA
Molecule: messenger RNA, 624 nt
Organism: Biomphalaria glabrata
Lineage: Eukaryota; Metazoa; Mollusca; Gastropoda; Planorbidae
Exons: 1
Coding region: 1-624 (207 amino acids)
Source: RefSeq, a predicted model, not a curated record